UGUCCUGGGACCCACAAAUUCUCCCACCACGUCAUCUCUUACAACACACUCUCCCCAUCUAAAUAUCAACUCUCCAGUCUCCUCUCUUUACUCCAUCUCAACCCAAACCCGAAUCAACCAUGAAACCCGUAACAAUUCUCACUUGUCUUCUCUGUUUUCUCCUCUUAUCCUUCUUCCGCGCUACGGCGGACCAUGAAACUUCCACCCGCGGCAGCAGUAUUAUCUUUACUACCCUUGGCAAAUUAGAUUACGCCUUUGACAUCUUUACACUCCCGGCUUCGGAUCCGCCAUCAAUCGCCGAUGAGGUUCAAAUCACCGACGGUACGUAUCUGAAUUUCAACGGCCACUUCCCUUCAACUUCUCCCUCUCUCCUCUCUUUUCUUCUACGCGAUCAAACCUUAAUCCAACCUCCGGGCGGGCAUGAUUCAUCUCCUCUUCAGCUCAUCUACGUCACGGAAAGAAACGGAUCAUCAAACAUCUACUACGAUGCUGUUUAUUAUAGUGAUCCGAGGGACACCCGUUCAAGAACUGCCCUUGAGCUUCAAGUUGAAAUCACCGCUCGUGUGCAAGUACCUUUGUUGGAAAUUAAGCAGGGAAAAAGUGCAAUUUCGGUGAAAGAUAAACCGGCUUUGAGUGGUGAAAAUUUAAUCUACGUGUCGACCCAUGAGGACCCUGGUAAACCCAGGACGAGUUGGGCUGCGGUGUACUCGACCGAGUUGAGAACCGGGUUGACUAGGAGACUGACGCCGUAUGGAGUUGCCGAUUUUAGUCCGGCAGUAUCUCCAUCUGGGGUUUAUACGGCUGUGGCUUCGUAUGGAGAGAAAGGGUGGGAUGGUGAAGUUGAGAUGCUAACUACCGAUAUCUAUGUUUUUUUGACUCGGGAUGGGGCUCAGCGAGUCAAGGUUGUUGAAAACGGUGGGUGGCCGUGUUGGGUCGAUGAUUAUACUCUGUUUUUCCACAGAAGAAGCGAGAAAGAUAACUGGAUCAGUGUUUACAAAGCGAUUCUACCCAAAACGGGGUUGAUUUCAACCGGUUCAGUGACAAUUCGGCGGGUCACACCACCAGGUCUCCACGCUUUCACUCCAGCUACUUCACCAGGUAACAAAAAGUUCAUAGCGGUGGCUACAAGAAGACCCAACUCGGGCUAUCGCCACGUUGAGUUAUUUGACCUUCUCAAAAAAGAAUUUAUCGAGUUGACUCGUUUAAUUUCACCCAACACUCACCACCUUAACCCGUUUAUCUCACCUGACUCAACUCGAAUCGGGUACCAUAAGUGUAGGGGUGACAGAAAUAUAAAAGACAAGAGCACCCACUUGUUACUCGAGAAUCUCAAGAGUCCAUCGCCCGAUAUUUCGCUCUUUAGAAUUGACGGUUCGUUUCCGUCUUUCUCACCGAAAGGUGACCGAAUCGCGUACGUUGAUUUCCCAGGAGUAUAUGUAGUGAACCCAGAUGGUUCAAACCGGAGGCAGAUUUACCCAGAAACCGCUUUUUCAACCGCGUGGAACCCGGUUCAUGAAGGGCUUGUGUACACCAGCACAGGACCCGUUUUUGCUAGUGAGAGUACAGAAGUCGAUAUCGUUUCCAUCCACGUGGACGAUGUUGAUCAAGUUGGUGCCAAAAAGUUGACCACUGACGGCCAAAACAACGCAUUUCCAUCGGUUUCACCCGACGGUAAAUUGAUGGUGUUCAGAUCGGGUCGAACGGGUUACAAGAAUUUGUAUAUAAUGGAUGCAAUUGAGGGAGAGAAGGGUGGGCUACACAGAUUAACGGAAGGUCCAUGGACGGACACGAUGUGUAGUUGGUCACCGGCUGGUGAUUGGAUCGCGUUUGCAUCGGAUCGGGAGAACCCAGGUUCGGGGAGUUUCGAAUUGUAUUUGAUCCACCCUAAUGGGACCGGUUUAAGGAAAUUGGUUCAAAGCGGGUUGGGCGGGCGGACUAACCAUCCUACGUUUAGUCCGGAUGGGAAAAGUCUAGUGUUUACUUCAGAUUACGCAGGUAUUUCCGCCGAGCCAAUCUCAAACCCACAUCAUUAUCAGCCUUAUGGAGAGAUAUUCACGAUAAAAUUGGACGGCUCUGAUUUGAAGAGAUUAACGCACAAUUCAUUUGAGGAUGGGACCCCAGCGUGGGGGCCUCAAUAUAUAACGCCAGUUGACGUGGAGUGGGGCAAGAAGGAAGAAUGUGCGUUUGAGGAAUGCCACUGGCUGAAUAAAACGCCCAACCAAGGAGUAAAGUUGGCAUUUUUGAAGGCCAGUAAACCCCGGUGUGCUGGGUGAGCACAUAUCAUAUGUAAUUUAUAUAAUAUUGUAUUUUAUAUUUGCAAUAGUUUUUUUUUUAUUUAGAUGUUUUCUGUGUAUUAAGUUGUUACUUUUGAAACAAGCAGAAGAUGGUAGAUGGUAUAUUAUUGAUAAUGUAAGUAUAUAAUGUUUCAUAUAUAGCUUUGCCUUGUAAAUGCCCAAGAUUAUAAUAAAUAAAAAAAUAUCAAUACCCAUGAAGAUUUUCAUGA
Messenger RNA from Mangifera indica (mango), 2503 nucleotides. RefSeq lists its product as uncharacterized. NCBI's taxonomy places the organism in Eukaryota, Viridiplantae, Streptophyta, Magnoliopsida, Sapindales, Anacardiaceae. The record is from RefSeq and is a predicted model, not a curated record. The coding region runs from base 120 to 2273 and encodes 717 amino acids. The transcript has a single exon.